Molecule: messenger RNA, 231 nt
Organism: Rhizophagus irregularis DAOM 181602=DAOM 197198
Lineage: Eukaryota; Fungi; Glomeromycota; Glomeromycetes; Glomerales; Glomeraceae
Source: RefSeq, a predicted model, not a curated record
CCUGUAGUACAUUGGAGCGAUAUUCACGUUGUGGGUGAAAUAAAGCGUACAGACAAAAAUGACAACGUAAACACGGAUCUAGAACUGGCGGGAUAUGUUCGUGAAAUUUUUGGCAAUCAACCAACUAGAAGGUUUGUUUUUGGGUUUACGAUAUACGGGGCAUCAAUCCGUAUUUGGCUUUUUGAUCGUUCAGGAGGCAUUGGCUCCCAUGCUUUUAGCAUACAUAAAGAU